ACAGCAUACCCUUCUUCUCAUCCACAUCUCUCUCUCUCUAUCUCUCUCUCUCUCUCUCUCUCUCUCUCUCUUGUAUUUUUGUUUAUAAUUCAUAUAUUCAUGUGGUUUAUGGUUGGAUUUUCUUGGUACCAAGAAGCAAGUUUUUCUUGAGAAAAAGAUAAAGAAAUUGAAGAAAAGAAGUAGUUUAGGCAUCUGGGGUUGAUUUCUAGUUUACUAUUACUUUCUUUCUUUCUCUUUGUUUGUUUUGAGUUAUCAAAAAACCAAAAGUUGUCUCUUUGGUUGAAGCCAAACGAAGAAGAAACUAUCAAGAAAAGAUGAUGAAAGGUUUGAUAUUUCAUCAGCAGCAACAACAAGAGGAAAACAUGUCUAAUUUGACUUCAGCUUCUGGGGAAGCAAGUGUUUCUUCGGGUAACAGAAAUGAAACCAACUAUCCUCCUCAACAAUACUUUGCUCAUCCUCCUCCUCCUCAAUCUCAACCUCCUGCCAAGAAGAAGAGAAACCUACCAGGAAACCCAGACCCAGAUGCAGAAGUGAUAGCUCUAUCACCAAAGACUUUGAUGGCAACAAAUAGAUUUGUAUGUGAGAUCUGUAACAAAGGGUUUCAAAGAGAUCAGAAUCUUCAACUCCAUAGAAGAGGGCAUAAUCUGCCAUGGAAGCUAAAGCAAAGAACAAACAAGGAAGUCAUAAGAAAGAAGGUUUAUGUUUGUCCGGAAACUAGCUGUGUUCAUCAUGACCCAUCGAGGGCACUUGGUGACCUGACAGGAAUCAAAAAACACUUUAGCAGAAAGCAUGGCGAGAAGAAGUGGAAAUGUGAUAAGUGCUCAAAAAGGUAUGCAGUUCAAUCAGAUUGGAAAGCUCAUUCCAAGACCUGUGGCACUAGGGAAUACAGAUGUGACUGUGGAACCCUUUUCUCAAGGAGGGACAGCUUCAUAACACACAGAGCAUUCUGUGAUGCUUUGGCAGAGGAGAGUGCAAGAGCCAUUACAGAUGCACCAAACCCACUUCUCAUCCCCUCUAAUCAAUCUGCUGCUGCUGCUUCUUCAGCCACCCAAAACCCUAUAAGUCUUCAUCAAGUACCCCAGUUGAUGAAUAGCCAUCAAAACUUGCAUGCAUUUUCACUUAAAAAAGAGCAACAAACGUUUAGUACUACUACUGCUCUAAGGCCAGAGUUGCCACCUUGGCUUGCUUGCCCACCAGGAGUACUAGGGUCUGGUUCUGGUCAUGGUCCUGGCCCACCACAUCAUCAACAAACACCAAUUGAGCAUCAUCAUCUAUCAUCAUCAAUCCUUAACUUUCAACAAGAUUUGGGUUCUUCAAACCCUAACCCUAGUCUUGGACCCACUCUACCACACUACCAAGCAGCACCACCACCAUCCCCACAUAUGUCAGCUACUGCAUUGCUGCAAAAAGCCGCUCAGAUGGGUGCAACCAUGAGCAGUAAAACAACUACCGCUGGCUUGAUGAUGAGACCCCACCAACACCAACAUCAACACGAACAAGCUCACGUGACUGCAGAUUCUACUAAUAACAACGCAAAUACAACUGGUUUUGUUUUGAAUUUGUCCUCACGUGAUCAAGAACUGGCAGCUAGUGGUGGUGGUGGGUCAUUUGUUCAUAGCCUGCAGGCUGCAGGUGCUAAUGGUGUUCUUCUUCAAGAAAUGAUGAAUUCUCUGUCUUCUGCUGCUUCUGGGUUUGAAGGGACUGCUACUGCUACUGCUACCUCUUUUGAAGAUGCAUUUGUUAGUGGGGUCUUGAACAAUUCUAAGAAAGAUGGCAACUUUCUUGAUGGUUCUCUAUCAAAAGCAACAACAAACGGCAAUAAUGGUGGCGAGGACUUGACUAGAGAUUUCUUGGGUCUUAGGGCUUUUUCUCAUAGUGAUAUACUGAACAUGGCUGCUGGUCUUGGUAAUUGCGUUAAUACUUCUCAUGAACAACAACAGCAAAAUCAGUCUCAAAAAACAUGGCGAGGUUAGCUAGCUCUCUGGAGUUACUUUCUCUUUUUGCUUAUAGUUUUAAAUGUUUUAUUUCUUUUUUCUUUUCUUUUUUUUCUCUUUUGUUGCCUAGCUUCCCAAAGGGAAAAGAAACAUCUUAAAAAUAUUCAGAUAGUUCAUUGCCUUAUAUAUUCAGCUAUAAUUCUAUAAAUUUUUGGCCUUUCUUUCUAA
This is a messenger RNA of Ricinus communis (castor bean), 2162 nucleotides long. Its product is annotated as protein indeterminate-domain 7. Gene Ontology annotation, cellular component: nucleus. The coding region runs from base 315 to 1973 and encodes 552 amino acids. The transcript is spliced from 4 exons. The record is from RefSeq and is a predicted model, not a curated record. Gene Ontology annotation, molecular function: DNA-binding transcription factor activity. NCBI's taxonomy places the organism in Eukaryota, Viridiplantae, Streptophyta, Magnoliopsida, Malpighiales, Euphorbiaceae.